Gastrolobium bilobum is the source of this 1166-nucleotide messenger RNA. RefSeq names its product F-box protein At1g55000. Lineage: Eukaryota; Viridiplantae; Streptophyta; Magnoliopsida; Fabales; Fabaceae. Gene Ontology annotation, molecular function: protein binding. The record is from RefSeq and is a predicted model, not a curated record. The transcript has 2 exons. The coding region runs from base 47 to 832 and encodes 261 amino acids.
UACAAGGCAUAGAAACUUGGACACAUCUUUUCCCAUUGCAUAAUCCAUGGGUUGUUGUUGUGAUGAAGACGAUGGCGACAUUCUUAGGCAUCUCAUGACUUCUAAUUUCACUCCCGAAACCCUACCCUCUUCUUCUUCUUCUUCCACUGUAAUUUCACCGAUGAAUUCUCAUUUUUCGGCACUAUCUUCCACCGACAUCCUCCGAAUCAUCUUCGAGAAGCUUCCCGUCCCGGAUCUCGCUCGGGCGAGGUGCGUAUGCCGAGUCUGGAACUCGGUGGCCUCUCAAAGGGACAUUGUGACUAAAGCUUUCCUUGCUCCGUUGAAAUUGAAGAACGUGCUUGGAGACCCACUCUCUGGAAGCUUCUGGAGAGACAACACUUUGGGGAAAUUCGCCAUCUCCCAUCGGGUUAUGCGUGGAGACAGCGUCGCCAGUCUUGCCGUCAAGUACUCCGUUCAGGUAAUGGAUAUAAAACGCCUGAACAACAUGAUGAGUGAUCAUGGUAUAUACUCAAGGGAAAGGUUAUUGAUCCCUAUUAGUAAUCCUGAUAUUCUUAUCAACAGAACAUGCUUUGUUGAGCUGGAUGUGUUUGCUAAACGAGAAGUCGCAGUAUUGUAUCCUGAUGAUGUACCAGAUAGAAGGAGUACAUAUAUGGCAUACAGAAUGUCCUCUGAAGAAAGCAAGAAAAGGGUGUUUGAUUCCUUGAAGAAAAGCAUGCAUGUUGAUAAUGACACUGCUCAAUACUACUGGACUGUUUCAAACGGUGAUCCACGAGCUGCCCUUGCAGAAUUUUCUGCAGACCUUCAAUGGGAUAGGCAAGUUGGGCAUGCUUAGUGUCUGGAAUUUAAUCUGAGGUUCAUGGUUCAACCCUUGUUUGGAAUGGAUAAUAAAUAAUUUAGAGGUUAUGUGUCAGUCAAGUGUUUGCUUUGAUAUGUUUCCUCUUAAAUCUAUUCAUUUUCCUCUGAUUGAUUACUGCUUGAGUUGUGAAUCGACUGUAAUAUUUGCUCUUCUCCAUCGGAGAUGUGAAGUAUAGAGUAAGUCACCUCUUGCUGCGUGAUAGAUUUCAGUCACUAAAGUGGUGAAAUGCGUUGUAAUCUGUUUAUAAGUAUACCUAUAUAUUAAAACGAUGUAUUAUUUUUCAAACUGCAAUUGAAACUACUGGUCAUUC